AUGAGCGAUAACGAAGAUGCAAGUAAUGAGUUAAAUAAAGAUUCGAUGAAUGUGAAUUUCGAUGAGUUUGUAGAAGACGAUAAUAAGAAAAGGAUGAGAAGUAGCAGCGAUGAGGAGUGGACGGAAGUUAAACAGAAAAAGCGAAAAGAAACAGAAAAGAUUGAAUUAUACAUAUCAAACAAUGAAAAACUUCCAAAACAGUUUAAUCUGGCCAAAUUACUGAAGGAGCAAAACAUCAAUGAUAUCACACGGGCCCUAAUCUUCUUCUUCACGGCCCUCAUAUCUGCGGCAUCCUCGGAAAAGUGUUUCGGCGUAAUCUUCAAUAGGAAAUGCUACGAAGUGGACAUCUUGAAGGAAGGCAUCAACAACAUCCAUCAGCUAGCAUUGAAUGACAAUGAUAAUACUCUCUAUUUCACAUACGAUCAAAUCGCCAAAGAACCUAUGAGAGGCCUUGCUUUCUUCAAUCUAGACACGAAAUCCACCGGCAUUAUAGAAGGUAUAAGAAAUGCCUCAGGUGUUACAGUAGACCAGAGAAGAAACAGAGUAUACGUUGGUGGAGCAGACGGUCUAUUCUUCUUAAACGAUAAUAAAGUACCAGAACAACUACCAGUUAAGGACAACAUACAAUAUUUGUACUUCAAAGAUGUUAUAUUCUUCGUAAACAAACGUAGAGAAGCUUAUAGAUUUGACUAUGGUGUUGUUAGUCCGUUACAAGAGGUCCAAGGGAUAGCAAUAGAUAAGUUAAUAGUUGAUGAUGAGUAUAAUAUGUUUUUUUUGCAAAAUAGAAAAUUAUUCAGAGUGAAGAUAGGUACAAGAGCUGUAAACACUCAUGAAAGGUUCACUGUGGAUGCUAUAACAGUAGACUUUAAUUAUAAACCAUUUGUUAGCACAACUAAUGGACUGUAUGUGUACAAUAAGUACAAAUACGCUUUAGACAAAGUAUCUUCUAUAGUUGAUUUGAAAGAAUUAGUAUUUAAUAGGUUAGGAGAACCUAUUUAUGUAGUAGAGGAUCAUUUGAUAAAGUUAAAGAACCCUGUCACAUACUUACAUGAUUGAUAAGAUUGUUACGUCCGUGUUUUGAGCAAUAAUAGUUAUUUAUUUAUUUAUAAA
Molecule: messenger RNA, 1110 nt
Organism: Spodoptera exigua (beet armyworm)
Lineage: Eukaryota; Metazoa; Arthropoda; Insecta; Lepidoptera; Noctuidae
Source: the annotation of a GenBank genome assembly